AGCGUACAAAGUACAAACCUAGUGAAUAUCAAAGUAAUACUUUCCUCUUAAGAUAUCUAAUCCAACCUGGAGAGUUGCCAAAGCAAAGUGGGUGAUGUGAAUGGUCCAGAUUUAAGUGAGCAACAGACAGCAUAAAUACAGAUGUAGGCAAUCCUGACUUUCAAAUCACAAAUCUCACGAAACGCAUCCGCUCUCUACCCUCCAACGCAUCAUCAAUCGAGCUGAACCUUUGAAAAAAAGAAAAAGUAAAAGAAAAAGAAAAUUGAGAAAUGGAGCAGGCCGAACUGACUACAGUGCAGGUUCUGAAGAGGGAUAUCCCAUGGGAGACAUACAUGGUGACCAAGCUAAUUUCCGGGACAGAUCUUCAACUUUUAAGGCGUUAUGAUAAUAGACCUGAAAGUUAUAGGGCACAAUUGUUAGAUGAUGAUGGUCCAGCUUAUGUUCAGGUAUUUGUUACCAUAUUAAUUGACAUUUUUAAGGAAGAAACGGUUGAAUAUGUUCUGGCUUUAAUUGAUGAAAUGCUUACAGCAAACCCAAAACGAGCCAGAUUAUUCCAUGAUAAGUCUCUUGCUAAUGAUGGUUCUUAUGAACCUUUUUUCAGAUUGCUUUGGAAAGGUAACUGGUUCAUACAAGAAAAGAGCUGCAAGAUACUUGCCUUGAUUGUAAGUGCUAGGCCAAAAACACAAGAUGACCUUCUUUCAAAUGGAGAAGCCUCAAAUUCAAAGAGCAAAAUUACUUGCGUUGAUGAUGUGCUAAAGGGAUUGGUUGAAUGGUUUUGUGCCCAGCUGAAGAAGCCUUCGAAUCCUAGUCGUUCCAUUCCAACUGCAAUUAGCUGUCUAGCAACAUUACUCAAGGAACCUGUGGUCAGAUCUUUGUUUGUUCAAGGAGAUGGUGUGAAGUUGCUGAUACCAUUAAUUUGUCCUGCAUCCACCCAGCAAUCUAUUCAGCUUCUUUAUGAAACAUGUCUCUGUGUCUGGCUAUUGUCUUACUAUGAACCUGCUAUCAAAUACUUGGCUACUUCAAGAUCAUUGCCACGACUAGUAGAUGUCGUAAAGAGUUCCACAAAAGAGAAGGUUGUCAGAGUGGUGGUCUUGACCCUUAGAAACUUGCUUUCCAAAGGUACUUUUGGUGCUCAGAUGGUGGACCUUGGAUUGCCACAAAUUGUUCAAAAUUUGAAAGCACAAGCAUGGAGUGAUGAGGACCUACUGGAGGCUCUGAACCAAAUAGAAGAGGGGGUAAAGGAUAACAUUAAGAAAUUGAGUUCGUUCGACAAAUACAAGCAGGAAGUUCUCCUUGGCCAUCUUGACUGGUCUCCUAUGCACAAAAAUCCUGCAUUCUGGUGUGAAAAUUUCACGAAUUUUGAAGAGAAUGAUUUCCAGGAAAUUAAAACAACCGACUAUGUAGAUGGUAUGAUAGGUUGUUUUGUUGAAUGGGAUUUGAGGUCUGGAAAAAUGUGGUAUCGAAACCAUGACAACUACUGAACAAAAUAAAAUCAGCAUAUUAAUUAUUGAUUUAAAUUCUCUCUCAAAAUUGGAACUACUGUGGUGCUUUUCUACUUCAGAUUCUGAGGGUCCUCGUAACAAUUUUGGACACAUCCAAUGAUCCAAGAGCUUUGGCUGUUGCUUGCUUCGAUCUCUCACAGUUUAUCCAGUACCAUCCUGCUGGCCGGAUCAUAGUGACAGAUCUUAAGGCCAAGGAAAGGAUGAUGAAAUUAAUGAACCAUGAAAAUGCUGAAGUUACUAAAAACGCUCUUCUCUGUAUUCAAAGGCUCUUCCUAGGUGCAAAGUAUGCAAGCUUUCUGCAGGUCUGAUUCGUGAGGUGUUCAAUGACUCUCUGGCCAUUAAUCAGCUGAUUCUGGAUUUGCUCCCAUGAGCAGAUACUGAACUCGGCUCCUUUGAUACUUGUGAUUGACAUCAGAAAUUUAUCAAUCCGGGCUCAUUUUUUUAUUAGACGUUGGAAAACUGUGAAGAAUUAAUUUAUUCUACUGAAUGAGACUUAGAUAUUUGGGAGAGUAUUUGUAUCAUGUUGUUUUUGGGUGUAUAUGCGUUUCAAGGGUUCGUUGAUCGAUCAAUAACGUAAUUAUGCAAGAGUAGAAGAAUUAUAUGUAUCUGUUUAUAUAGACAUUGAUUCAGUGAGUUGCACAAAAUAAAACAUAUUUUGGUAUUCUCCGUUA
Populus trichocarpa (black cottonwood) is the source of this 2173-nucleotide messenger RNA. RefSeq names its product V-type proton ATPase subunit H. Lineage: Eukaryota; Viridiplantae; Streptophyta; Magnoliopsida; Malpighiales; Salicaceae. Bases 270 to 1481 code for a protein of 403 amino acids. Gene Ontology annotation, cellular component: vacuolar proton-transporting V-type ATPase, V1 domain. Gene Ontology annotation, biological process: proton transmembrane transport. The transcript is spliced from 12 exons. The record is from RefSeq and is a predicted model, not a curated record. Gene Ontology annotation, molecular function: proton-transporting ATPase activity, rotational mechanism; protein binding.